This is a messenger RNA of Danaus plexippus (monarch butterfly), 3960 nucleotides long. RefSeq lists its product as uncharacterized. Gene Ontology annotation, biological process: positive regulation of protein tyrosine kinase activity; neuromuscular junction development. The record is from RefSeq and is a predicted model, not a curated record. The coding region runs from base 310 to 2775 and encodes 821 amino acids. The transcript is spliced from 10 exons. NCBI's taxonomy places the organism in Eukaryota, Metazoa, Arthropoda, Insecta, Lepidoptera, Nymphalidae. Gene Ontology annotation, molecular function: protein kinase binding.
UUCACUGUCGGUGGUGGUUGUGCUGGUCGCUCUGUGGUUCGCGUAAUAACUUUCGUAGAAUAAAAAAAAACUUGAACAUUUAUCUCGUCUUCGAUAGUUAUGUGAUUGUAUUUUAGUGAACAGAAAUCGUGUUAUUUGAUAUUAUUGUGUUAUGGAAUGUUGUUUAUUGUGCUGUGUAUUUCAGUUGCUUUUUGACGGAUUUUUAACGGUACAAAGUGUUUCGAGUGAAACAGUUCCGUCGCCAUGGCUUUAUAAAUCAUAAUGGCGCUGCUGAGGCGCUGCAACGUCGCUUGACGAUCACUAACGAAAAUGGCGGACACCAGUCCCGCCACUUCAAUCAUCGAGGGGACUGUUAAAUUUCGGGACGGAAAAAAGUGGAAAUCACGAUGGUGUGUAAUGAGGAAGCUGUCUCCUGUAGCAGAUUGUGUGCACCUUCAGCUGUACAAGGAUCUGAAGGAGCGUCAAAAGAGCGGACAGACAAAGGCCUCGCUGUCCCUCCAGCAGUACUUGGGCUUCGAGUCCGGCUUCACCCUGGACAAGGAGUCUAACACGCUGGCCAUACUCUGCGAGGACGUGGUGCCGGUGCUGGCCUUCGACACCAGGGAGAUGCUGAUGCAGUGGAGAGUUAAGGUACAACAUAACCUGGGCAGCAGUAAGGAGUUCGCGGCGGUGAUUAUAUCUUCUCCGUCAGUGAAGCCAGGUCCAGUGAGGCUACACGCCUGCGGGCCGAGGCUGGCCCUGUGCGGCUCAAGGCCCCCAGAAGUUCUAGCCUUAUGGGACAUCAAGCUACUGAGGAGAUUCGGUAUGGUCGAUAAGCGGUUCUGUGUGGAGGGGGGCUCUCGUUGCGGGAGGGGCGAAGGCCUAUUCGUGUUCGCGGCGGAAGGAGGUCGUGAGUUGACCGAGCUGCUGAACGUGUACACUCAUGAGGCUCACUCCAGACUCAGCAUCGCCUCUAGGAGUGGAUCAGUUCUGGAGAAGCGUUUCUCGGACACCAACUCGUGUAUGGAGGACUGUUUCAACCAGUCCCUCCGCUCGGUGUCCCCCGCCUGGCCCGCCCCCACCAGCCACACUAUGCACUGUCUCUCAGACUUGGACUCCAGUAUGGACAGUAAUGACGACAAGUUCCGACGACCGACCUCACUGCCGCGCUGUUCCAGUUGUGUGGGGAAGAUCAGUCACUUGACCAGAUCAUCUACAAUGAACACACCCGGGUCAAUGAUGUCUCCUGUAUGGACGAUGGACAACAUAAUGGAGAAGAGAUCAGAUUCAGAUCGGGCGUCAAUCUAUUCGAGAUCCAGUGGUAGUGCCUCAGAGUACUCCGUGCCGCGCAGCGCCUGCAUGCUCGACAAGAGCUUCGAGGCCAAGCGCGGAAGCCCCGUCGCAGGGUGUACCCCUACCGUGCCGGUGAAGACCGGCUGCACCUGCUGGCAGCAGACGAGGACCUGCUGCUGCAAGAAGAAGACCUUCAAUGGACCAUACGAGAACUACGACGUACCAAAGACACCCAUGCCCUUAAUAAAGGAACACCCCGCGGACUCCGCGGAAGCCUCCAGCUUGUACGACACUCCAAAGAAACUAAAAUGUCUGACGGGACAGUGCGCGUGUUCACACAACGACAACCAGGAGGAACAAACACACACAGCAUACACGGAGACAGGUGACACUAACGCCAACUACGUGAACGUGACGCCCCAGCAGGAUAUAGACCUGAGCAACUACGCCAACAUAGACAAAGCCACUCUGGAUGAGUUCGAGAGCUCCCUGAGGAUACUCCGCAGCGCCGGGUUCAGUCAGGAAGAACUGGACGCGCUGGAAGACAUACCGGAACACGACCGCGACAUGGCCGCGGCGCCCAACGACGCCGCGCAUCCGCCGGCCGAGUGCUGCAACCGACACGCGAGCUACAUGCACAUGGAACCUCUGGAGAACAGCAGCUGCAGCAACAGCAAGCACUCGGACAACAUCAGCAGGAUCAGCCACGUGUCGGAUCCCACGCAGCAGUCGGAGUCAGACAACACCAUCAGCACCAGGAGGUCCAGCUCAGCGGACUUCACCAAGAGGUACGACGACGACAGGCUCCAGGUCAGGGGGUGCUACACCCCCACCGUCAUGAGGAGGAGCUUCAGAACGGAUCGCAUCAACGACGACUCCGCCAAGAACGGCGACACGGACAAGGACAAGGACAACAAGACACCAGCGAAGACGGAGAGCGUCACGCUGGUGACCAAGUUAAGGGACGCCGUGAAGAUAAGGCGGUCGUCGAGCGUUCCGAGCAAGUCAGAUAAGAACAGGGAUUCGUCGAGCUCCAACGACUCCGGCGUGUCGACCGGCUCGCUGAAGCAUCACAAGGGCGACUUCGAGUACGACGCCGCCAGCGGGAAAGCGGCCAAGAAGAGCAAGAACAGGUUCCGCAACACGCUGACCCCGGUGCGCGCGCCGCCGCUCAACGGCAACUCCUCGGACCCUCUCAAACACUUGACAUUCCAGUUCGAAGAAGUCGCCGCCAUCACGACGUGCGGCCCCUGCGACGACGACACCCUCACCAAGACCAAGAAGCGGGGCGCUGCGUCGCCGGGCGAGGCGGAGGGCGCGCGCCACAGCCAGGCGACCAAGAGCAGCUCGUCGGGCGCGUCGGACACGUCGGACUACAUGGAGUCGCUGUCCGUGUCGUCGUUCAGCUCGUGCGACGCCUGCGACCGGCACGCGGCGCGCCCGCGCUCCGGCAAGGAGUACGCCACCAUCGACCGGAGCGCGCUGGCCGGGCCCGCCGUGUGAGGCGGCGGAGGCCGUGUGCACUAUAAACGAACUGUUUCUGUGCUGACCUCGGAAGGUUCCCCGCACCGUGUUCCACCCCGAGCGGGAGCGCCGCGUCCCCGCGCGAGUCGCCGGCGCUCGUUCCUAUGUAUAUACUUAAUUAGAGAAUGAUUUUUACGAAGUGAGUUAGCCGUAGUGCAGACCGAAUUUAGCUGAGUGCGGCCUGAACGUGGCUCACGCUGACGGCUCGGUGUAAAUGUAAAUUAUAAGAUGAAAUGUAAGUCGCACGACAUAUGAGACGUUUCAUUCGGGACGAAACUCGUCACUCGGCCGGGAACGAUUUAAAAUCGUCACGGGCCGAGUGACCGCCGCAGAUCAAUUACUCGAUGUAAAUGUAUCGUAUAUUUUAUUACCGUAGUGUAGGUCGUAACCGACGCUAGGGACUUCAACUCUUUGUGCCUUCACGUACAGUGUUAUCGUCUCGCGUGUUACCCUCGGAGCCAGCCGAGCCGUGGACCGGUAUAUAACUUCGUCAACACCGGCGAGUGGUAUAUAUAUAUAUAUAUAUAUGUCGCCUCCGUGAACUCGUAAGCAAUAGUAACAUAAUAAAGUCUAUUCUUGUAAUACAAAAUUUAUAUGAACCGCAGCCAUUUUGGAUAUUAGCGACCCAGCUUCGACUCCUGCCGGUAUUUUUAAAUACGCUAAAGUGUUUUAUAUUACGAUAAAUAUAUAUACUAGUUCUUAAGUUUGGUUUUUCUUAUAAUUUUGGAGAGUGAAUUGUUUAAAACAAAUCGACUAUAGUUGCUGGUUACAAUUUUUUCUCUGAAAUAAUGUUUUGGUGGAUUUUUGUCUAGUCAAAAAUGUUCCGGCGGCCAUAUUGUAAUGUUCGCCAACAAAGAUUUCCAACAAAAAAUUAUAUAUUUUUUUUUAUUUGGAAAAUAUUUAAUAUUAAUAUGAAUUACAAAAACAAAAUUAUUUAUUACGCAACAGAGGAUUUUCAUAAUAAAUCUAUCAACACCAGUGUCAUUUUGUUGCCAGUGAUAAAAAUUACAGCUGCCUACGUUUGUUCCGCGCUCGUUACAACAUGGCCGCCUCACGCGGGUUGGUGUCUUAGUUCAUGUGAUGACUUUCGUAUUACAAUACGUCGCUACUAUAUUUUAUUGUAGUUUAUUACAACUCAGAGAAAUACAGCGCAUUACAAAGAAA